Apiotrichum porosum is the source of this 639-nucleotide messenger RNA. It is a transcript of the gene GSP1, whose product is annotated as GTP-binding nuclear protein gsp1/Ran. Lineage: Eukaryota; Fungi; Basidiomycota; Tremellomycetes; Trichosporonales; Trichosporonaceae. Gene Ontology annotation, cellular component: cytoplasm; nucleus. The transcript has 6 exons. The record is from RefSeq and is a predicted model, not a curated record. The coding region runs from base 1 to 639 and encodes 212 amino acids. Gene Ontology annotation, biological process: protein import into nucleus; ribosomal subunit export from nucleus. Gene Ontology annotation, molecular function: GTPase activity; GTP binding.
AUGUCCGACCCCGUGGCCGCCUUCAAGCUUGUCCUCUGUGGUGACGGUGGUACCACCACCUUUGUCAAGCGUCACCUUACUGGCGAGUUCGAGAAGAAGUACAUCGCCACCCUUGGUGUCGAGGUCCACCCCCUCGUCUUCCACACCUCGCACGGCACCCUCUGCUUCAACGUUUGGGACACUGCCGGCCAGGAGAAGUUCGGUGGUCUCCGUGACGGCUACUACAUCCAGGGCCAGUGCGGUAUCAUCAUGUUCGACGUCACCUCGCGUAUCACCUACAAGAACGUCCCCAACUGGCACCGUGACCUCGAGCGUGUCUGCGAGAACAUCCCCAUCGUUCUCUGCGGUAACAAGGUCGACGUCAAGGAGCGCAAGGUCAAGACCGCCAACGUCACCUUCCACCGCAAGAAGAACCUCCAGUACUUCGAGAUCUCGGCCAAGUCCAACUACAACUUCGAGAAGCCCUUCCUGUGGCUCGCCCGCAAGCUCGUCGGCAACCAGGGUCUCGAGUUUGUCGCCGCCCCCGCCCUCGCUCCCCCUGAGGUCCAGGUCGACGACGAGACCAAGGCCAAGAUCGAGGCCGACCUCGAGCUGGCUGCCAACGCUCCCCUCCCCGACGAGGACGACGCCGACCUUUAA